ACAUGAAUGCUACCCGAUUAUGUUAAAGAGUCCGAUGAGUUGACAGAAAAGGAGGAUAGAAAGGGUACAGGUAAGAUUUUAAGAUUAAAUUCUUUUAUUGAUCCAAAUAAAUAGAAAUGAUUUUGUUUGAAUUGUACAAAUUCAAUUUCAGCGAGCAAUUUAAACACAACACAACUAACGUAUUUCUCUAAAUUCUCUUGCGUAAAAAUCAGCCAUCAAAUACCAUAACCUUAAUUAAUGGGAGUCGCUUAGUCAAUUAUUUUGUCACGUGAUAUGAGUAAAAACGAGUAAGAUUUCCGGUAUACUGUAUACAACACACUAGUGCUUGACAACAGCAGCCCGAUACACACUACAACUACACUACAUUUCGUCCAAUGAAAAUUAACAAUAAAAUAAACAAAGGGGAAUGACUCCUGCAUCAAUAUUGAAUAACAACGCAAAUGACGUCAUGAGCACGCACGGAGCUCAACAACAUCCUGCCGAUAAUAGUAUUGAUAGUUCACAUCGAAUAUCGCUCACAAAUUUUUCUUGAAAUAACUUUCUUCCUUUAAUUAUAACUGACGUAUAUUUAUUGUCACAUUUAUGUAUUUCAUUUAAAAAAACGCUUGCAUUCCAUAAUAUUACGAAAGGUAAAAUUUUUAAUUAACAUAACAUUGGGGAAGCACUGAUGAAGUAUCUUUUGUUGUGUGUUGCAGCCUAGUGAUGACUUACUCAUAUCACGUGUGUAAAAUUUUUAAUUAACAUAACAUUGGGGAAGCACUGAUGAAGUAUCUUUUGUUGUGUGUUGCAGCCUAGUGAUGACUUACUCAUAUCACGUGACCAAACAAGGAAGUGACUAAGCGACUCCCAUUAAGUAGUGCGUUAAAAUAAUAAUAAGUGUAGGGUACCGGUACCAAAAAUGAACAAAAAUUUCACUUACUUACCGUCCAGCGAAAUAAGUACCGGUACGUAGUAAAAGGCAGGGGAACACCUGAAAAAAAUUACAUACCCAAACAAAUGAGUGAACAGAAAGCCUUUACAGCUACAAGUGAACAAAAAAAAUAACUAAACUAACAUACCUUUAUCUGAUGAUGUGGAGAGUUCGAGAAAACUCCAUGAAAUGGUAGUAUUUGGUAGUGAACGAAAGAGUGUUCGAAAAUAAAAGUAAACGAAGUACCGGUACCGGUUCACUAUGAUUCCGAUACCGGUACAUAGCCAUAAAUACAGGAGCGCAUUGAUUACCAGCUAUCUGUUUUUUCACAACUUUUUCUCUGGUUCCUGCCCGUCCUAUCUUGCUGAACUGUUUCUAUCUAUUUACCCCUUCAAAAACUUCGUUUCCCCACAGACAGGCGUACCGGUAUUCUUUCUGUUCCAAGAACACGUACCGGUACUAAAACAUAAAGGGACAAAAGUUGCUGACUGGGAAUGACUCAGAGACAGCGCCAUUGAAAGUUAUCGUGCUGUGCAUGUUAUUGUGAAAUGACUGUAUGAUUGUGAGCAGUCGUGGGGGACAACCUAUUCUUUGCAGGAUAGGCCUACUGAAAAGGCCUCUCCGACUUACCAAGUCAAAUGCCUUUGUCAGGUCUAUGAAAGCUAUAUAAUUUAUAAAAUGGCAUAUGCUGUUCACGACAUUUCUCCUGCAUUUGGCGUAACGUCCAAAAAUAAUGGACAUUUAAUCAAUAAAACAAACGCAUUUUUAUAUUUAUAUUUAUAUGUUUGCUCUCUUGUAUUGCAAUAGUUCGUUUGGCAAUACCGGUAGUUCAUUGCCAGUUUCAGUACCGGGUACCGGUUGCGCAAUAUCGGAUUAUCAUUACUAUUAUUUUUUACGUACUGUGAUUCCCGAUGAAUGCAGCACUAGUAAAAAAACGUGAUCACGUCACACCACUACUUCAUUCACUUCAUUGGCCCCCUGUACAACCACGGAUUGAAUACAAAUUCUCUGUUCUCCGCCACAACUUUUUCUAUAAUUCCUUCCCUUCCUUGCUGACCGAUAACACUAUCUAUUCAACCCUUCGACAGCUUCGCUCCUCCGCAGACGCGCGUAUUCUUUCUGUCCCCAAGACUCGCCAAAAAACAUGCGGUUAACGAUCGUUCUCUUUCUGUACCCGCAAACAAUUGAAUUCUAGUCCACUACACAUUCGCAAUAUACCGACCAUAACAACCUUCAAAACUGCACUCAAAACACAUCUCUUUAAAAUUUACUAUCCUGUCUUAUUCCGACCCCCCUCUGAUUGAUAAACGAUGCUGCUUGGUAGUCGUCCAUGGCUUGACAUGUAAAUAGUUCUUGAAUGUGUGGAAUGAAUAUACAUUUGUUUUAUUUUAUUUAAAUAAUUUAUUUUAAUUUGUAAGUUCAUGAUUAUGUUGGUUAACUUUGAAUUGUAUGUACAGCGUAAUGAACCCAGCCCUAGCCUAAAACACACUUCAAUGUUUAACUGUAUUAAAAUAUAAAAUUUCCACUUAAAAUAACUAUCACAUUUUUAAAAUGACUUUAAUAGUAGAAUAGUUAAUUGUCAACAGUUGUCACAGUUAUUCAUUGAAGCAGUAACUCAAUCUAGAUGGAGUUUGAAAACAAAAAUUGCAAAAAUUAGACUAGACAAUUAUAAAAUACACAUCAUUUAUCUGCUGCUUUUUCAUUUACAAUAGGUGAGGUCAUUUGUAGAUAAUCUUCCGAUUAUGCAAUCUUUUUACACAGGAUUAGAAGUAGAUUAGCAAAACUUGACAUCACCCAGUGAUUAAAUAAUAAAAAGGACAGUGACUUAAUUAUGCAGUGGACAACAUAGAAAUAAUAAUAAUUCAGGCAUGACGAAAGCAAGGCUAUACAUAAAACAAGGCUUCGCAACAUCAUACUAGCGCUCCUAGCGAGAGGAAUCGUGAACAACACAUUCAGGAGAUAGGCAUUUCAUGCUAUUAUGACAUAAAACUAAUUCGAAUUUUUCACAAAACUUUUGAAAAUUAUUUUUAAAGCUAUUAAAUUCCACUAAAAAAAAUAAAAAAUAAAUUAGAAAACGUCACACAUGGCAUGACCCCCCCCCCUCGUCCCUGUCCCAAACUGUCACACUUUCUUACACCCCCUCCCCCCUUCUGGAGCGUGACGUACUUUAUGGACGGCACCUUUAUAAAACCACCACUUAUAAUAAUAACAUAAAAAAAAUAAAAAAUAAAUUAAAAAACCUCCCCCCAGGCAUGCCCCCCCCCCCUCGUCCCUGUCCCAAACUGUCACACUUUCUUACACCCCCUCCCCCCUUCUGGAGCGUGACGUACUUUAUGGACGGCACCUUUAUAAAACCACCACUUAUAAUAAUAACAAUGAUAAUAAUAAUAAUAAUUAGUAGCUGGGCUGGAUUUACACAUUCCUAGGCCAAAGUAUUCCCCACCCCUACCUAAAAAAAUGAACACAUGGAAUUUGUACAUAAUUUUCAAUAUAAGUAAAGUGAAGUAAAGCUAGUUUAUGAGAGAUUUCCCAUUUAAAAAAAAAAAAAAAGUUUUAAGGGGAGAUCUACGUUCAGUUUGAAGUAAAAGCAAUAAAUAUACGGUAACGUUCAGAGUGCCGCAUGGGAAAACCUGAAAGAUGACAAACUAUAAACAAGUUAAACAAGGAAAUUUCGAUUACAAAGUCUUCCACAGCAGACAAAGCGGGACAAAAGGAUAAACUUAGUUGAAUUAAGUCCAAACUAAACAAGAACUGUCUAGAAAUUUAUUGUAGUUGUAGAAACCUUCAAUGCCCGGUAGCCUAUUGUGUUUAAGAUUAAAUUCUUUUAUUGAUCCAAAUAAAUAGAAAUGAUCUUGUUUUAACUGUACAAUUUCAAUUUCAGCGAGCAAUUUAAACGCAAGACAUCUAACGUAUUUCUCUAAAUUCUCUUGCGUAAAAAUCAGUCAUCAUAUACCAUAAAACUACAUUACUCCCUUCUCAUCAGUGGCUUCUAUAUACCGGUAGUACGUGCCGGUACACAGAAAGCUCGUACAUUUAUUCCCACAAAAAAUAAUGAUUCUGCGAUAAUUAUCCUGAAAUUCUGACAGUGCAUAUAUAGCCUAUUUGUACCAGGUAUCUCUAAUUCUGCAAAUAUAGCACUAUUAGCAUGCAAUGUUUUGUAAUCGUCCUCAUAAUGUUGCUUUGUGCUUCCACAAGAAAACGGUGCACAUCACAGCACCGUCCACUUUUAGAAAUUGGAGUCACCAUAAAUGACAUUACUCGUUUAGGGGAAGUAGGGGUGGGGUCCACGACUUCGUGUUGAAGUGUGAUUAAAGUGUGGUACAUGCAGUGCCCAAUUUUAUUUUAUGAAACAAUUUAUCUUGUGCGUUUUUUUCAACCUAUUUAAUUGAACAAUUUUUAAAAUAAGGUUUGUGUCAGUACAUUAUCCAGCCUAGAAUAAGUAGAAUACGUACUCUCUGCUGUAAAUUAUUACGGGUAUUUUAAAGAAAAUAAACGUUUUAAUACCAUUUUAAUAAACAACUAUUCAUUGCGUUGUGAAUGGGGCAUGUACGGUGUUACAAGUAUCACUUAGUUCAGUGGCAUUUCGGCAUGCAUUCAUUUUCAUAAAGAGUACUUUGGCGUACCGGUACCUAAGACUAAGGGUUUACCGACAUAUGGGUUCUGUUUUUAAUCUUUAUUUCCACCUUUAUAUACCGGUAAUAUGUGUGUUGGGAAGGGAGAAUAAUAAGUUUGAUAUUUAUACCCAGACAGCACAACAUAUGGGUUGGUGACUGCAAGAGAACAGUAGUCACCUACGAGAUUAGAUCUUUAAGGCGAGCUGCUGGCAAUACAAGAAGGUCCAACAUUCGGAACCAGAAAUAAAACAAAUGGAUGAUGCCAUCCCAGUCCGCCAGUAUAUUGCUCAACACAAAAUUAAUUUAUUUGGACACUUGGCCUGUCAGCCAGUCAACCAAUCUCAUUGCAAGCGUACAAUGACAUGCACUCCAGGUUUCAGUUUCAGGAAUAUUGACUGAAACGGAAUGGGCCACAAAUUCAAAUGCUCACAGUAAUUAUUAUAAAUAUAGUCUUUUAUAGGAGAAAAUUAAAAACUUAAUAGUUACUUUAGCGAAGUGUUUUUAACUACGUAUUCGCUUAUAACGCGUUAUGAGUUUUCCCCCGAAUACAAACCCGAGCAAAUCCGGGUGUAUUGGCUAGUCUCUACUCUAAUAAAGCCAACUGUCAUUAAAAAAUAUAUGAUGCGGUAUCCAAGAUAGCUUAUAUAUAAUUUUAUUGAGACUACCCGAUACAAAGUUUCGUAAUUUAUAAUUAUCAUCGUCAUACUUUUGCGCUGAGUUUCACAAGACCGUGAACUCGUUGGUUGUCUCAAAAGUUUAGCCGAGGGACAACUUAAAUCUACUGUUCGCUUUAGCAUAAUUUCUAUGCUUUCGUACGAAUGGCGUUUUUUAAAUUUUUUGUAAAUCUCUUUUUUUUAAUUAACUUCGCUUUUGUUUGUGGCUGACUGGCAAGAUCUUCGGACUGCUAAUUGACCCACUUCGCGUCACCUUAUCGAGCUGAAACUUGGCACAUAGACUCGUUGCCGAUGACAAUGCAUUCUAUUCUAUCAAAUUUUCAGCUCCACCCCAACCCCCCAAAAUAAGUUUGUCCUGUUUUUCUAGGGGAAGACGAAGGAAAAUUCAUGAAAUCAUACUUACCGGUACCGUACUAAUAAGUUAUAUGGUUUUUAAUGAAUAUAUUUCUAAACCUGGUACCAAGUUUCUAGUUUAUUCUAGCAAAUUAGAUUUUUUCUAUGAAGGUUUUAAGAUAAAAUAAAUUUCCUAUGAAAAUUUUAGUUAAGUUCCAUAGAUUUCUAUAUCGUACCUUCCUGUAAAAUUUUUCAGCAUCGGAAAAUUUCAUUUUUGUUUUUGAACAUCAUAAAGUUUUUAGAUUUUUCUAUGAGGUUCUUCUAUAACCGUUUUAGAUUUAGCAUUAUAAUAAUUUUAUAAAUGUCCUUAUUAUGUUUAUUUUUUUUAUUUUUUCUGUAACGUUCAAUGAGUUAGCUCUAAUAUUAUUAAAAAAAUAAAUACAUAUUUAAAGAUACCGUACCCGGCACCGGUAAUUUUGAAAGUUUCUAGAAAUUUACAAAUUAUUAUUUUUUUUUAUCAUGGCCCAAGUUAUAUACCUGGUACAUAAAUGGAGCCGAAGGCUUAUAAUAACAGUGUGCGCUUCUACGUGUAUUGAGGGAUCUAGGCCAAAUAUGGUAAACAUACCCUUCAUUUGCCACCGGGGAACAGGAUGGCACCGGAUCGCACCAGGGAAUGGAAUACAACCAAGAAAUGUGAUCCCACUAGGAACGGGAUCCCACUAGGAACGGGAUCCCACAUGGUAAUGGGAUCCCACAAGGUAAUGGGAUCCCAACAGGGAAUGGGAUCAAACCAAGGAACGGGAUUCCGUCAGCUAACUGGAUCCCAAUGAUGAAUGGGAUCCCAUCGGGGACAGGAUCCCAUUUGGUCAGGAAAUGUUUACAAAUGGGAAAAUUUAACUCGAUGUUAGACUAAAACUACUAAAAGGCUGUAAAAGUUUUUUUGUUUUUUUCCAAAAUGCCAACCCUGGCAACGCCGGGUAUAUUGGCUAGUAUUACAUAAAUUUUGUAGAGAACCUAUAACCAUCUAAUUCAGGAGUCUCAAACUCAAAUCAUCCACGGGCCGCAGGAGGUAGAGUCUGAGUGAAACUGGGCCGCAGGAGGUAGAGUCUGAGUGAAACUGGGCCGCAGGAGGUAGAGUCUGAGUGAAACUGGGCCGCAGGAGGUAGAGUCUGAGUGGAACUGGGCCGCAGGAGGUAGAGUCGGAGUGAAACUGGGCCGUAGGAGGUAGAGUCUGAGUGAAAGUGGGCCGCAUCAAGUAUUAAAAAAAAAGUGAUUAAAAAUUCAAUGAAGUACAAAUGUUACAAUCUGCUCAACCUUUAUCAAUAACAAAUAAAAACAUUAAGUGUUCUCUAUAGGCUACACUUUCUUCUACCUACUCCUUGUUGCCAGAGACCUGGAAGCGCUUCUUCUUACAGAGCUGAGCAACAUUUGGCUUGAGUGAGGAAACAACUGAGACCCUCAGUAUAGCUUGAAGAUGCUCAUCAGUAUGUUUGGCCCUGAACUUUGACUUGUUAAAGUUCAUAGUGGAAAAGAGCUUUUCACACAGAUAUGUACUCCCAAAAAAGGCACAUGAUCCGCUUGAACAACCGUGAAAUCUCAGGGAAGGUGAAGGGCAAUGCACUCAUAAAUUGUCCAUGCUUUUCUGUUUUUUUAUUCACCUCCUUGAACUUAGAAUUGCACUGAAGAUCAAUCAGCUCCGUUUGAACUUUUGAAGCGUAAAAAAAAAAAGGAGGGGGGGGGGAGAGGGGCAUCUUCCACAUUAAAGGGAAAAUGGUCAGCAAAAAGUUGAAAAUUUGCUGUGUUUUGAAGUCUAAAAACGUGAUAAAAUUCUUCCUCUAGCUUUGCAAUGACAUCAGUAUAAUUACUAGUGAAUGGUGUGCCCGAGUCCAUGAGUACUUUGGAUGUUGGGAAAUGGAAGAAGUUUUUCUAAGAACCAUAACACAAGUAUUGGGCAUAAUGCCCUGAAAUCGUCUUAGGCAACACUGACAAGCUACCCCUGGUCUUGUAACUUCUUGUUGAGUACAUUCAGCUCCUGUGUAAUGUCAACAAGAAAAGCCAAGUCCAUGAGCUAGUUGGGAUCACUAAGUACAGGAACAACCACCUCAUCCUUCUCAAUGAAGGCUUUAAAAGAUAAAACGUGUUCAAACGGUAGGCAGGAGCAGGCAAUAUUUAUGAAUUAUUGAUGCGAAGGAAGAUGCUAUUGUAGGGUGAAUGAAAUUAGAUUUUUUUAUCGUAGAAAAGGCCUUUUUGACUAAAACUAUUUUGAAAGUAAUCAAGCUGACAGGAUCGGCACUUCCCUCACUCGUAAACACAAGGAGCAAUUUUAAUGAUUCUUUGAUUACUGUAUCAGAUUUCUACGUUUUAUACAAUUAUGGUUGUGCAUUACCCACUAACUCACUUUUAAAACUUUUCUCAAAACUGCUUUUUGGCAAUGUUUGUCUCAUAAAAUGCUAUAAAAUAAAAACUUUUAGUUUUAGUCAGAUUUUAAAACGUUUUUUAGCAUUAUAAUUACAAUCAACGUCAAAAUCUAUCCAAACAUAAUAAAAGUCAGAAUUAGACUAGCAGGUGAGAUUUGACUGAAACCGUCGCGGAGGGUCACAUUAUAGUUAUAGUUAUGAGAAUGGGGAAAACGCGCGGGCCGCAUUAAUACUAAACUUUGCUGUCAUGUAGCGGGCCGCAAAAUGUCGUAUUCUGUGUCGCAAAUGGCCCGCAAGUGUGAGACCCCUGAUCUAAUUAUUUUAUCUCCCUUUUGAUUAAGUGUGUAUAGGCACUGGACAGUGGUUCCCAAAGUGGUUCUUUGUGAUCUUAGAAUUGGAUACUUUCUAUGUUGUUAUUUAAUACCAAACUAGUAACACUUAACUUUAAUUUAAAACAUAAUAUUUAUUUUAUUGGCAGCUUAUUUGGCAUAGGGCAAAUAUUCAGCAACUACCUUACUUUAAAAAGAGUUCUACCACUAUGUUUUCCAAUUGAUACAUUUGAAGCCCCGCAUUGUUAAAUCGUGAAUACCGGUACUCGUCCACCUGAUUGUUCGGGUCCCAUUGCUCAAAUUUAGUACGCUGUCAUGGAACUUUAACUUUAACAUCAUAAUAAAUACACCCCCCCCCCCCAAAAAAAAACAAAAAAAAAACAGAAAAAACAACAUUUAACUAUUCCUCCAAUUCAUCAUAAUGCGUGUCACCUGAUUUUUCGGGUCCCAUUGCUAAAAUUUAAUACCCUUGCAUGGAACUUUAACUUUAAAAUCAAAAAAAAAACCCCCCCCCCCCCCAAAAAAAAACAAAAAAAAAACAGAAAAAACAACAUUUAACUAUUCCUCCAAUUCAUCAUAAUGCGUGCCUGGACAUUUUACGGACCGCGCUGGUGUUGAUCAACAGGGAGAUACAAUUUCUCCAUCUUCCUAUGUCGUGAUUGCAUCGAUUAUUAUAACAACGAUAAAACCUGUUUCUUCAUGCGUUCAUUGACUUCUUCCAGUAACAAAAAGCUUACCUCGGCCUCUAGCAUUGCAUACUAUACGAAUGUUAUCCUACUCACGGUUACCCAGACAAUAUCCUCAAGUUUAAGGCCGCCGUUGCUUAUGUUGCCCCAAUUUUUUUUAGAGUAUAUGCAGACAUACGAGAACGGAUUUUUAUUGCCGGCACUAAAAUACAAGUGUACUCGUCCCAAGUGCAAUGUAUCUAUUGCACCGUCUGCCACCGCCUGCACAAAUUAAAAGUCAUUAUCACUUCAUUGGUUUCCUUAAUGUUCUGUAUUUGUGUGCAAGGUAAAACUAUACACGUGUGUAAGUGCAAGGUAAAACUAACCUUAGCUGCGCGUACGCCACUGAGUGCUGGUAACAGUGACAUACCGUUUGAAUAAACAUGCCUGAAAGUUGGUACCAUAACAAAGGCAAUAUGACAGGAGAAUGUAACGACUGGUAGUUUAAGUUAGAGCGUCGUACUUGUAAUGCGAAUGUACAGGGUCCUGCCGAGGAGAAGCCUGAAAAUGGCGCCCCUCAAUUUAUACUUUAUAAAAAAAAAAUUGUUCGGUAAAUAAGAUUUUGGCGCCCCUCGUCUGUGUUGAGUACAUACGAUCUUAUCGUUUAAUUUUAAGGUAAGGACGAUUUGGCGACCACGUGAUGUUGGUAUCCCCUGGUUGUGCAUUCUAUCCUCAUUUGGCGACCACGUGAUUUUGGUAUCCCCUGGCUGUGUAUUCUAUCCUCAUUUGGUGACCAGGUGAUGUUACUAUCCCCUGGUUGUGCAUUCUAUCCUCAUUUGGCGACCAUGUGAUUUUGGUAUCCCCUGGCUGUGUAUUCUAUCCUCAUUUGGCGACCACGUGAUGUUGCUAUCCCCUGGCUGUGUAUUCUAUCCUCAUUUGGCGAUCACGUGAUGUUGGUAUCCCCUGGUUGUGCAUUCUAUCCUCAUUUGGCGACCAUGUGAUGUUGCUAUCCCCUGGUUGUGUAUUCUAUCCUCAUUUGGCGACCACGUGAUGUUGCUAUCCCCUGGUCGUGUAUUCUAUCCUCAUUUGGCGACCACGUGAUGUUGGUAUCCCCUGGUUGUGUAUUCUACCCUCAUUAUGACCACCAAAAACACUUAUUAUGAGCCCACUUAGAUUAAAGAGACUUGCUCAUUGAAAAUGAAAUUAAUCUACCAUAACUUACCAUUCAAUAAGAUUAAGAUGCACUAUCAUCAUAUGAAAUUAAUUAUGCCUUAAACUUAAAUGUCUACACAUUAGCUGGUAUACCGGUUCAAAAAGUUAGGCCUCCUUGCAUAGGUUUUCAUUUAACUCACUUGUUAAGACUCGCCAGCUUCGUCUAUUUAACAUCACAAAGUUGAACGUAAAACUGUCAAAUUAGAUUGAUUUAGAGAGAAGACGCACGGGAAUGCAACUAACAACAACAACAAAGAGUCUCCAUUUACUUGCCUGUCCAAAAGAGGCCUAUUCCUAACAGCAAUGGCAACUAGGAUUAUAGCAGCAAUCCCUCUGAUAGGGACAGUUAAUUGGUCUACCGUUGUUUGAAUGGAUUCAUGACACUGACAGCAAUCCCUCUGAUAGGGACAGUUAAUUGGUCUACCGUUGUUUGAAUGGAUUCAUGACACUGAGAAAAAGGGGGGGGGGGGUUGGUAAGGAUUUAUGACUCAUUAAAUUAAAAAAAGAACAACAGAAAAUCAAAGGAGAAGAAAAGAUCGUUUUUAAACAAUCGAAUCACAAGUUAAGCCGUUAAAGUGUGUAGUGUUGAUCUGACAACAGUUCUUUCGCAGAGAAUUCACUCGGUUUGUCUGAAGGAAAAUUACGUUAGUCUUUAAACUGGUACAUGAUGAUGUUGUAGCCUGUUAACUUGAGUUUAUUACACAUUUUAUACCAUUACAAUUUAAAUUGUUUAUUCGGUGGAUUAUACUUGUAUUGCUUUAUUUAAAAGAGUAUGGAACUGGAACUAUUUGCAACGUUAUAAAUUAACUUGUCUGGUGUGAUGAUUAAGUGAAAUCAGUUUUUUUUUUGUUUAACAUACAGGAUGUUUUAAUUCACCAAUUCAAAUGGCAGAUACAAGCUCAGGUUCUGCCAAGGCUGGGUUUAAUAUCCCUAAAAUCAAGAAGACUAAUAAAGGUAGUGUACUGUAAAUACUUGCCCGUUUUAUUAAGAAACGGUUGGUUUUUUUAACAUGUAGCUCUAGUUUUAGAUUUGUAACUGUACUUGGUUACAAAUACAUAGGCCUACAAUUUCGUUUAAAAUAAGUUUUUGUUUUUUACUUUGAAGUUAUUGAAGUAUUGGUUGUUGUAUACCUAUUGCUAUUUCUUUGUGAUAUUUGUUUUUAAUAUAUAUAUUUUUGCGUGGUAAAUAAAUAAUUUUAGAAUUGUCAGUUUUCAAAGUAAGACCUUAUUUUAAAGCCCUGGCAGGGUUUAAAAAAAAAAAUCAAAAGUUGCUCAACUCCCAAGUAUAAAUCUUAACAAUUAUAUGAAUAUAGGGUAUAGAAUGUUUUUUGUUAAUUAAAAAAAACAAACAACUAACUUAUUAAUUAUACAAGCUAAUUUUGAAGAAGAACAAAAUCUUACCUUCCUAGUAGUAGGGAUACUAAAAUAGCUGUCUUCUUUUAAAUGCAUGAUCUCAAACCAUUUAAUUCACUAACAUUCAUUGACCAAAUAUGAUGAUAAUUUUUCUUUCAAUUAUCUAGACAACCUCCAAAUAGUGGGCCUCAAUACUAGAGAUGUAAAGGAGCUGCUCCUUGAUAUCAAUAAGCAUUGCUUGAACACAAAUUUCAUGAGUGAAAUUGAGGUGAUCUCUGUGAAGAUGGUCCACAAUUCAGAGCUCAUGGACAAAUACUAGUGAGUUACCUUGUUUGAUUGCAAAUAAAUGUUAUGUAUAGUCAUCUUGUAUCUAAAUGAUAGAUAAUACCAGGACUUCCAAGUUAAAUCUAAAAAAAAAAAAGAUUUAACACUAUCCACCUCAACAUGUUGUGUACCCCGACCCUAGCAACAUGGUGUAGCACACCCUUACACUUAUUAUGUUAUUAUGAUGGGGAAAAGUGUUACUAGCUAUUCCUGGCAACUCAGUGGGUUACACCCAUAGUCUUAUUUUACAGUAAAUUUUCUUUUUUACUAUGUGGCAUGAUAUAGUUACCUUGAAACCAAACUCCCUUCACGGAUCACAUAGUUCUCCCACUGAAGAAUUUUGAAUUAAUGAAAAAAUGAUACAAACAAUAGUUGACUGCACCAUCAAGGAAAGUGAGAAAGUAAGAGGAGACAAUGACAAAGGAAUGGUGCGAUCUAUAAAAGCUUUUUUGGCUGCCUACUACUACUACUCCACACUGGGAAUGUCCAUCUCAACAGCAUUUUAGUGGGAAUUUUUAUUCAGCCAUGUUAAUCGAAAUCCUAUUUUUAGGGCACAUUUUCAAUGAUGAGAUUCAGCAAACUUCUUAUUCAUAUUUGUUUUGACAACCAAGAGAUGUAUGAGAAGCAUUCCUGAGUAAUUUGGCGAGAUGUUAUGUUCUUGGAGAGAACAUCACAGUAGGUGAGGAACUGAUUGGUUUCAGAGGUCAGUGCAGAUUUUUUCAAUAUAUGCAAAGCAAGCUUGAUAAAUAUGGAAUACAAAUCUCCUGGGUCUGUGAAUCGGCAAAGUAAAAUGCAAGUGCCCUGCCAGCAAAGAGAAAUGUUGGAAUAUCCACAGAGACUGUGAUUUCUCUCACAAGGGACUUGCAUUUGCAUAAAAUUGGCCAAAAUUUCAGAACAGGCUACUAUUUCUAGUCCUAGACUGAAACAACUUCACGACGCUUCCACCAAAUAGCGCCAGUAAAAUCCCCAAGUUCAUAGAGACGCUGUCGCUAAAUACUCCCAGGCAAAUCUACAUGCAUAGGAGCCAAAAUGAUCAAUAAAUUGAUCGUGGGCCCUUAAGAUAUAGAAGAAGAUUUCAUUCCCCUACAACUUUCAGAACCAAUGGCCAAGAACAUACUUACACUAGUUGGAACAGUGAAACAGAGCAAGAUGUUUCUACUCAAGGGGUUCAAGCAAAUGAAGGCUGUGCCCCUAAACAAAUCAGUGUUUUUGUUCAGACUAGAAGCAACCUUGUCAAAUACCAGAGCUCGAAGCAGAAAAAAUUUAUUGCUCCUGGACACAAUACACAAUUGACCAGAUAUAGAAAGUGAAACUGAAUGUAAGAAACCAGAAAUUGUGCUCAAUAACAACAAAAUAAAAGAAGGCAUAUUCGUCAUGGACCAAAAGAUGAAUGUGUUCUCUGUGAAUACAAAAAAAAAUAAAAGUAAAAGAUGGCCUUUGGUUGUGUUUUGCAACAUUGUUGACUUGGCAACAAUUGCAGCAAGAGUGGCAUUUAAAUAUGAAUAUCCUACUAACUCACUGUCUCAUGAAGAAAACAGACUGUCAAUAUUAACAUUGCAAAUUUCAUUACCCUUCCCCAAGUAGAGGGGAUCCCACGCAUCAAGAUAUUGUGUGGCAGAACUUUGCCAGUGUUUUGAAAUCUUUACAAACACUUCAAACAGCUGUCCAACCACUUCAACUCAGCAAGUUUACUAGACAUUUUGUUCUUUUAUGUAAAAACUGUCCAAGCUGUGCCACAAAACCCCUAUUUUCCAUGUGUUCAUGUUACUGUUCCGUUUUGAAAUGGUUUGUCAAGUUGAAUCCAUCCAUCCAUCCCUGUGGCGCUACAGCCCAUCUAGGGCUUUGGCCUGCCUCUCCACUUCCUUCCACUCAGACCAAACUAAUGCCUUUCUUUUCCAUGCUUGGACUUUCAACUGCUGUAGAUCAUUUUCCACAUCAUCUAUCCACCUAAGCCUAGGUUUGCCUUUGAGCCUUUUUCCUCUCGGGUAUUGGUGAUGUACACUCUUCGUUCCUCUGUCAUUUGGCAUUCUUUCUAGGUGUCCUGCCCAGUGUAGCCUUCCCUUUUUUGAUCAGUCGUUGAUCUGUUAGGCCUGAAUUCACAUUGGUAAUCACCUAGUAUUUCUUCAGUGUUGUCAAGUUGAAUACAUGUUAUUCUUGAUACCCAAAUUCAUUCAGAAUAUUUAUUUAUUGUCAAAAUUUAAAAUCUAUUUUAUGGAUGACAGUAAUGACACAGACUCAAUAAUUAACAAGCAAAAAUUUUCACAAGCCAGUUUAGAUGCUUUUUUCUUCUAUUAAAUUAUACACGGGUGUGUUACACCCAGUUGCUACGGACUGUAGAAAAAAAUUUUAGGCCCCCAAAAGUAAGUCACUUUCACUUGCUUUAUACAAUUGAAUCCACCAAGGUGUUAAUUCCAACUACCUUGUGGAUUAGGUCGAGUAUGAAAAAGAUUAUUUAAAGGAAACUUGAAAUAUCAGCAAUCCCAGUCUGUCUCUGGGUGUAUUACACCCAGUUGGUAUGGAAAGGGUUAAAAACAUGAAGCCUUUGAUUCUAGGUAUUUACAUUAAUUUACUAUACAUUUGAUAGCCUAACCUAUACAGCAAUAUAACAGGCCAAUACAAAAAUAUAUUUUGUUUCUAAGUAUCCUAAUGUGUUUUAAGAAUGUUAAAAUGAUAAAUUGCUGCAAUUGCUGCAAUAAUUACUCUAAUAAACAUCAAGUAAACACCAGUUUUCUGCAGAGGUUUAAUGUAACAACUCACUAACUUAGUGGUGCAAACCCCCCCCCCCCCCUCCUUUCCACAAAUGACAUGAUGUUUCUAUCCUGUUUUAAUUUUUUCCAGCCACUAAAUGAAGUGUCUAGGUCAAGUGAUAUAUAUCUAUAUUUAAAUAACUGGCCUUUAAAAUUAAAAUUGAUGGAGAUAUAAUCAUAUUUAACAUUAUUCUCAGAAUAUUGUUUUGCCCCAUCUUAAUUAAAAAAAAACCACAUAAUAUCUUAAUUAAGCUAUGAGCUAUUAUUAUUAUAUAAUAACAAUUUUUACUGCUUUUUAAAGCUUUCAAAAAUUAAAAAGUGGUAGGAUUUAAACAGGAUUUCAAAACAUGUCAUUGUGUUAAAGAGUUUGUUUUCUAGCUGAAACAAUAUUCGCAAUAUUUUAUGCUGAAAUCUAUUUAUGAUGAAGAUGUGAUUGCAGCUCAAAUAAAAGGAAACUUAAGCAUAAUUCAGAAUUAUUUCCCCUUGUGGACGCAGGUGUAAUUACCAUUUAUUUUUCCAAUACUAUUCAGCAAGAAGAAAGGGGAGUUGAAAGACCAGGGCCGCAGUAAUG
This is a messenger RNA of Lymnaea stagnalis (great pond snail), 15148 nucleotides long. The record is from the annotation of a GenBank genome assembly. NCBI's taxonomy places the organism in Eukaryota, Metazoa, Mollusca, Gastropoda, Lymnaeidae.